AUGGCGACUGCAGGAGAAGAUGAUGUAGUACAACGUAUUCGACGUAUAACAGACGUUGCUCAAGAACCACAUCAAUAUCUUUUACCAAUUUGUGGUUAUGAAAAAUUACCACUUGUUCCACUCGAGAUAGCUAUUGAAGAACUUGUCGAUUUUCUACCAAAUAUCCAAAGUUUUGCUUAUGUAGCUAAGCAAAGAUGUGAAGAACCUGCUGAUGGACUUACACAAGAUGAGUCAGCUGCGAUUAUGCUUUAUUCUAUGGGAUGGGAACCACUUGAUGAAUGUCUUUACUUCGUGUUGAAUAGUACUUUACGAUCACCAGAUCGACGAAAAUUGAAGCCUUGGUUACUCUAUUUGAGACUCUUUCUCAGUGGACUCUUUCGUCUUCCAUCAAUAACUCGAACUAUUUAUCGAGGUGUCAAACUGAAUUUGAGUAAAUCAUAUAUUAUGGGGAAAACAGUUGUAUGGUGGGGAUUUUCAUCAUGUACUACUUCAUUAAAUGUUUUACAAUCAGAACAAUUUUUAGGCAAGACAGGUGUAAGAACCAUGUUCCACAUCGAAUGCGAAUCGGGAAAAGAUAUUCGAAAUCAUUCUUUUUUUCCAACAGAAGAUGAAAUUCUUUUGCUUGCUGCUACUCAAUUUAAGGUUAUUGGUUGUCUUGAUCAAGGUGAUCUUCAUAUAAUUCAACUCAAAGAAACUCCGCCACCUCAUCCACUCUUGCAACCAGUGCCGAUCGUUACUAUCCCAAACAAUCACCCUUCUGAUAUGUCGCCUUCAUCAGCAUCAAACGUAACACAUAAACCAUCACAACCAACAGUUGCUGCAUCAAAAUUAACACCUCCAGUGGAAAAUAUGAUACCAUCAUUAGUAAAACAGUCAGCUUCAGCUUUAUCACCACCUGAAUACCGUAAUCAUGAACUUGAACGAAUCAUUGCCGAUAAGAAAAAUAAUUCAGAGUUGACUUUGAAAUCAAAGAGUUUGAUUGAUCAAGAUAUGGAAAUCGUGGCCUAUUAUGCUCUGCGUAAUAACGAGGCACUCAAAGAAAUUUGUUUAAAUGGAAAUCAUAUUGGAGAUGAAGGGACAUUAACAACAUUAGAUCUUGAACAUAAUGAAAUCGGAGAUAACGGAGCGAAAUAUUUAGCUGAAGCGUUGCAAGAUAACAAGGUAAGUAAGAUUGUCUAUUCUUGUUUCAAAAUUUGUUAUUUCAUGCUAACUCCAGACACUGAAAGUUCUCUAUCUCGGAAACAAUAGAAUUAGGGACAAUGGAGCACAACAUCUAAAUGCACUUAAGUUGAGCAAUAAACAUUUAAAUGUGGAUUAUUAGUAGACUUGUCGAAAUAUUAUUGAAAUAAUGCUAUGAUAUAAAGGAAAAUAAUGGCGAACUGGUCGUAAAAAAAAGUAUUCGAUGCUAAUCCCAUGUGCAUAUCCAAAAAGCUAGAAAGUAGACUCAUGAUAUGAUCUACUCUAUCUCUUCUCAUUUAAAUAUUUUGCGCUUCUUUCAAUAAUUGAAGGCAGAGCAGAAAACUACUGAUGAUGAGUAUUCAUAAAAUUUGCCAGAGAUACGGAAGUUUAAUUACUCGAAAAUAUUCUCUUUUAAUAUUCUUCACAAAAGUACUCUUUUCAACUAAUUCAAUAAAAAUAAGAUUUGAAAUAGUGAUUGAUGAGAAUUGUCAAGAAUGAUAAAGACAUCAGUAAAAAUUUUCAAAAAAUCAUCAUGAUUUUGUAUGACAAUAUGGUCAAAUUUCUGUUAAUCGCUGAAGCCAAGAAUACAUGUAACGGUGACUCAUGAACAAGUAGACGAUAAAAAAUUCAAUAUUUCUAGUCUAAUUUAAUCGAUCAAACUGAUUUUAUUCUCUAUGAUAUAGAAUUUGUCAAAGUUUUUAUUUAUAUGGAAACUGUCAAAUAGAUAUUGUGCAGAACUAGCACUAUUGACCAAAAUUGUCGCACUUCGCGGUAUCAACCAUUCUUAGGACUACACAGAUGAAAUUAUUAGCAUCUAUGCUACUUUCGAAAUGUAGGUCAGUGAGACCAACUCAUUCUCGUUCGUCUGAGUUGAAGAAGAAUUAUGAUCUAUGGCAACUCUUCUCCCUGUGAGUCCUAUAACUAAAGAAGGGAAGAAGUUUAAUGUUUUGACAAGCCGAUCAUAAUGUAGUCCUUUAAUGAGGCUAUUUAUGAAAUAAAGUUCAUUGAGUGUCAUCUAAGCAUUCGAAAUCUGCGAAUAUUUCACAAAAUCAUAGAUUGAUCAAGUCGUAAGUUCCUUCAAUUAAUGAGUUCUGAAACUCAUCGUGAGAAGAGUUAUCAUUAAUCGUAACUCUUCAUCAACUGAAGCCAUCGAGACUAGACAGUACUUAUGCUAGAAAUUUCAACUUUGUAGCUUUAAGAACGGCUGAGAUCAUAGGUCGAGAGAUGCUUUCGAUCAGUAGUAUAUUUCUCUAUUAAGAUCAAUAAUUGUAGUACAAAACAGUACUCAUAAAUUGUUUCCUUGUGAAUAAAAGCUUUAAGGAGUCUUCUAACACAGGGGAAAAAACAGUCCAAUUGACUAACGAGAACGGCAGAUAGUGAGUAUUUUAGUUGCCUAGAUAUUUAUUGGCCAUUCUGUAUUUCAUUUCGAGAGAGAAACAUCACACAUGUUCAAGAAAACGUUGAAACGUAUUACAAAAUGUCAAAGAUGCUGAGAAACCAUCGAGCUACGGGACAUCGGUUUAUGCUAAUAUAAUAUAGCAUAAUUGCUGUUAUUCUGACAUUCGAUAAAAGUCAAUAUUGUUUUUCAGCUCUUAAACUGAAUCUUCUCAAAAAAAAAAUAAGCAUUCAAUCGUUGACAAGUUCCAUUCGAGAAAAUGAAUUGAUUAAAUAUAUUAUAUUAUAGAAUUUAUUUUUUUUAUGAAAUUUCAUAUCAGUAAAGAAUAGAAUAGUUUCUUUUGAAAACAAAAAUAUUAUUUUUACUGUAAAAUGUAAUUGAUGAUGAACUUCCAAUUUUCGAAUGACAGCAUAUUAUUACCUCAAAAACUUGGUUGACAUUAAUCAAAACAGUAUAAAACUUCUUUGAAAUCUUGAGUUACAUUUUAACUUCAACAUACAAAAGUUGCUCUCAAAAUGCGAGUUGGAACAAUUUUAGAUGUUUGUUAAUAGUUUUGUCAAUAAUUUUCUUCUAGCUAUCACAAUUGAACUCGUUUAAUACUAUAAUAUCCCAAGGAGGAAACAACUGACUUUAUGACUUAAAUGAUCUAAAUGAUCUAAAUGAUCUACGUGAUCUAAAUGACUUUAAGUCAUAAAAGUCGGUUGUUUCCCUCUUGGAUUCUGCUCGUGUUAAUUGUGAUUGUGGAGUUUUCGUUAGGCUAAUGAAACACAGAAAUAAUUUUCCAUGGUCUGACUGUUAUCGACAUUCAUAAACACGAAGAUCCUCAAUGCUUAAAAUCGAAAUUGCAACGCAGUCUGGUCCUUUAUUAUACGCGUGAUAUUUUGAAACUCAAAAAAUCGUUGUCAUGACAAUCGAUGAGUGUGAAAAAUAAUCAGACAUUAUUGUUUUUCUGAUUCUAAUUCGCUCAUUCACUCUAAAGGCGUGUCAUCCUCACAGAAUCGUGUAUAUUCAAAGAAACUCUAUGAAAAACGCGUAUAUUCUACAGAAACUGAAUGGUAUGAAUAUAAUUGGCAUAUAAGAAACUAAAUGCAAGUACUGGACAUUGUUCGGUGCUACAUUU
Messenger RNA from Rotaria sp. Silwood2, 3695 nucleotides. NCBI's taxonomy places the organism in Eukaryota, Metazoa, Rotifera, Eurotatoria, Philodinida, Philodinidae. The record is from the annotation of a GenBank genome assembly.